AUGGAGGCCUCGGCGGCGGCAGCGGCGAACAAGGAGGGCGGAGCAGCCGAGCGGCGACCUCCGGGCGGGCGGAGCGGCUUCACUUCCGCUUCCGGCGGCGGGAUGGCGGCGGGGCGGCGGUUGCAGGUAUCGGUACCGGUGCUGGCGCUGGUGCUGGGCACGGCGGUGCGCGCCGGCCCCGGGCCCGUCACCUGCGGCUCCGUGGUGAAGCUGCUCAACGUGCGGCACAAUGUCCGCCUGCACUCGCACGACGUGCGCUACGGAUCCGGCAGCGGGCAGCAGUCGGUGACCGGGGUGGCGGCGGCGGACGACGGGAACAGCUACUGGCGGGUGCGGGGCCGCACGGCGGCCGCCUGCGAGCGGGGCACGCCGGUGCGGUGCGGGCAGGCCAUCCGCCUCACCCACCUGGGCACCGGCCGCAACCUCCACAGCCACCGCUUUGCCUCCCCGCUCUCCGGAAACCAGGAGGUGAGCGCAUUUGGGGAGGCUGGGGAGGGCGACUACCUGGAUGACUGGACAGUGGUGUGCAGUGGGACCUACUGGGCGAGGGACAGCGAGGUGCGCUUCCAGCACGCCUCCACCGACGUCUUCCUCUCGGUGACGGGGGAGCAGUACGGGCGGCCCAUCCAUGGGCAGAAGGAGGUGCACGGCAUGGCCGCCUCCAGCCAGAAUAAUUACUGGAAGGUGAUGGAGGGCAUCUUCAUGCAGCCCAACGAGGUCUUCAAAGCGGAGCAGUACCACGCUGAGUUGUGAUGGACAGACAGACUGCCACUGAGCCUCUGGGUGCUGUCCUGCAGUGUGUUCAGGGCCUCUUGACCUGGGGGAUGGCCCUUGUCCCCACAGGGGUCUGACACACCAGGAAGCAGAGCCCUAAAUCCAACACUAAGCAGAUCCCAAUGUCCUGAAUUCCACACAGAGCAGAUCCCAGGGUCCCAAAUCUGACGUGAAGUAGAACCCAACAUGAAGACCUGACCCAAAGGAGAACCCAACAUCUGAGAUCCAGCACAAAGCAGGUCCCCACAUCCCAAAUCCAGCAGAAAGCCAAGCCCCAUGUCCAGGCCUGACCCAAACUCAAGCCUAACAUCCAGCCCUGACCCAAAGAUGAGCCCAAUGUCCAGACCUGACCCAAAACAGAUUUCCCAAAUUCCCCACCCUUACCCUUGAUGCUCCUGUCCAUCUGAAGACACCCACCCCACCCCCCCCCUCAAAAAAAAAAAAAGGGCUGUGGGAGCUGUGCCCCCGUUCCCCACCACUGUACCCCCAAACUGCUCCCUUCACCUGAAGCCAUAAAAGAGCUGAAUCCUC
Tyto alba (common barn owl) is the source of this 1305-nucleotide messenger RNA. RefSeq names its product stromal cell derived factor 2 (gene SDF2). Bases 1 to 753 code for a protein of 250 amino acids. The record is from RefSeq and is a predicted model, not a curated record. The transcript is spliced from 3 exons. NCBI's taxonomy places the organism in Eukaryota, Metazoa, Chordata, Aves, Strigiformes, Tytonidae.